Messenger RNA from Batrachochytrium dendrobatidis JAM81, 1168 nucleotides. RefSeq lists its product as uncharacterized. Gene Ontology annotation, molecular function: 3-oxo-5-alpha-steroid 4-dehydrogenase activity. The transcript has a single exon. The record is from RefSeq and is a predicted model, not a curated record. Bases 1 to 1047 code for a protein of 348 amino acids. Gene Ontology annotation, cellular component: endoplasmic reticulum. NCBI's taxonomy places the organism in Eukaryota, Fungi, Chytridiomycota, Chytridiomycetes, Rhizophydiales. Gene Ontology annotation, biological process: polyprenol catabolic process; dolichol-linked oligosaccharide biosynthetic process.
AUGAAUCAAGACACUGCUGUUCUUGUUGUGGUGUGGACUCUUCGUCUAUUGUUCUUGCUUCCCACUGCAUUUAUAUUUUUUAUUUCUCUACUGAAAAACCCUCUUUGUCUAUCUCUCCUGCAGUAUGGCAAGACCUUUGGAAACUCGAUCUUUUCUGUUCCCAAAUCUUGGUUUACCCACUUUUAUUUCUUUGGUUUAUUCUGGAACACUCUUAUCGGUUGUGGCUUACUGUCCUUGAAUCACUCUUUUUCCCAGUAUGCGUUGAAAACCAAUACGACUAUUCGAGUGGAUUAUAUGAUUUCUGGCCAGAGUUGGAUCGGCUGCAGCAUGAGUGGUCGAGUCUGGUUAAUAUGGAUCCUCAUUGAAUGCCAAACCCUUCGACGCAUGAUCGAAUGCCUUUUAUGGCAGUCUUCCAAGCGUACUUCAAGAAUGCAUAUUCUACAUUAUGCUGCAGGAUAUUUCUUUUACAUGUUUAUGCCGCUGGCUUUAUUGGUUGAAACCACCAUCAGGCCAAUUCUAUUCACUAUAUUUGAACUCGAGUCUUCAUUGAUUUCUCCUUGCAGCCAGCCAAUCACUUUUAAAAGCGGUAUAUUCUGCAUCGUUGGACUGUACAUCUUUUUCUGGGCUGGGUGUGAACAAAACUAUAUUCACAUGUACUUGUCAAAACUAAGGCAAAGGAUGGACUCUCGAAACCUAUCAAAAUCUAGAGAAUCUAAUACAGUUGGCCUGAAAAAUACCACUGACAAAUCAUUGCUCACUAUGGCUACCACAACUAAUACCUCUACAUCUCUAUCCACUUCAAACUACAUUCUACCACAGGGCAGAUGGUUUAAUUAUGUUGCAUGUCCACAUUACUUUUUUGAAAUCAUGAUUUAUGUUGGAUUUGUUGUGAUUGCUGGGUUUGCAGAUCUGACUACUUGGUGUGUAGUUUUGUUUGUUUGCGUAGAUUUGAGCGUGAGCUCAAACAUGCAAUGGAAAUGGUACAAGAAAACAUAUCCAAAUCAGAUCAAGUCUUUCUGGAAACGUAUCAUUCCUUUAAUCUUUUGAAAAGAUACUUUCAUGAUUAAUUCCCUGCAUCUGUCCCAAACCAUUUUAUAAUCUUUCUAGAAACAGUUUGAAAAAAGUAUCCCUGUACUGAAAUAAACCCCAAACCAUGUAAUUAAAAGUC